AUGAACAGCCCUUGUGCUACUCCGUCCACAACAACGGCUCCCUUGAUCCCAGACAAGAUCUUGCCAAACCUGUACCUGUCAGACAUUCACACUGCUGCCGCAGUCCUGAGCCCCAACUACCAAGCUCCAAAUCGGCCCAGGAUCAAGUAUGUUCUCUCGGUCAUCGACAACCCGGCCAAGCAGCCCAAAGUGCCUCCAGGACAUGAGGCGGAAUUUGUCCUCAAGAUGAUCAAUCUCCGGGACAACGGCAACUACGACUUGCUGCAGGUUUUGGGUGAGGCAUGCACUUUCAUCAAGGCUGGUCUCCAAAACAACGAUGGCGGUGUCCUUGUCCAUUGCCAGAAAGGCGUGUCACGGUCCGUCGCUGUUGUGAUAGGGUUCAUCAUGGAAGAAAUGGACCUCGACUACGAUACGGCAUUCCGGUAUGUUCGUGGUGGUCGCUCCAAGGCGAAACCGAACUCUGGAUUUCAGAAGCAGUUGGAGCUGUGGGGCCAGCUGCGCUACAGCAUUCACGACGCCGACGGCAACGAGAAGCCAGAGUACACGGCAUGGAAAGCAGACAACGAAGAGCAGAUUAAGAAGUUGGGGUCCAAAUGGACUGGCUAG
This is a messenger RNA of Fonsecaea erecta, 606 nucleotides long. RefSeq lists its product as hypothetical. The transcript has 2 exons. Gene Ontology annotation, cellular component: cytosol. Gene Ontology annotation, biological process: protein dephosphorylation. NCBI's taxonomy places the organism in Eukaryota, Fungi, Ascomycota, Eurotiomycetes, Chaetothyriales, Herpotrichiellaceae. Gene Ontology annotation, molecular function: protein tyrosine/serine/threonine phosphatase activity. The coding region runs from base 1 to 606 and encodes 201 amino acids. The record is from RefSeq and is a predicted model, not a curated record.